UUCAGCUUCUGACCAUUGUCUCACACAAAACUCACAACAAAAGAAACGAAAGCCACCUUGCGGUUCCAACACUUUGACACAGUCAUGGACGUCUUUUAUGCAUAUACGUACGGAACAGCAGGUUGGCUCGCCUUACAGGCAAGCCCAUUGAUUGUAUCUCCCACCAUUAUUCUGGCACUCCUGAAUCCUGAAGUGAGAGAUCCCAGCGAUCUCGAGGAAUAUUUCUCGCGAUCCCUAGGCAUAACAAUGCUAGCCGUUGGAGUACUGGUGGUGUUGUUAUCUGGAUCAGUACCUCUGACUUCUUCCCUGAAUGCAACAACCGAUGAAGAGAGCCCGAAAGCACCCUACGCCGUACCUACCUUGACAAUCAGCUUCAUCUACCACACAGCUAUGGGAUUCUACUGCUAUGGAAACUAUAGCAAAACCGGGCAAAGUGCCUUUGCUCUCGGUGCUCUUGGAUCUGGUCUCUUGGCUUCAAUUGGCCUUUGGGUUUUACUGUUUGCAAGCAGUCAGGGACACAUUAGCAGGAAGACAGGGGCUGAUAAAAGGACGAGUGGUUUCCCUUUCAAUAACCAGGAAUCUGCCUCUGCGAAGAAGAAGGAAUUGAGGAAGGGGGGUUGAAGCCCACUGUGUGUGGUCGAACACCAAUGAAACAUCGAAAUCUUUCUAUUGUACAACAUAUCCCAGAAUUUAACGGCCCUUGCGAAGAGCUCAAAAGUUUCAAAAUGCUGUUCUGUUCUAGGCUGGUUUCCUAAUGCUGUGAAGUCUCGAGGCUAAACAGGCACGAUUGUAGAUUCGAUGCAUGUCCGGGAUUUCAGUGAAGUAUACGUGGGGCAAUGAGGCUACGAAAGACUUGAGAAGUUGGUUUAUCCCUUCCCCUCUUGGCUGGGUAUGGGAAGAACGGGGAUUCUGGGUUGCUCUCCAAGGACUUGCUUAUCAAUAAGGGAGGUACUUGUGUCACGGGUCAGC
Molecule: messenger RNA, 969 nt
Organism: Hyaloscypha bicolor E
Lineage: Eukaryota; Fungi; Ascomycota; Leotiomycetes; Helotiales; Hyaloscyphaceae
Exons: 4
Coding region: 85-621 (178 amino acids)
Source: RefSeq, a predicted model, not a curated record